Molecule: messenger RNA, 2192 nt
Organism: Linum trigynum
Lineage: Eukaryota; Viridiplantae; Streptophyta; Magnoliopsida; Malpighiales; Linaceae
Source: the annotation of a GenBank genome assembly
UCGACAAGGCAGCCAACAAGUCAACAACCACACCCAUCUUCUCCAUCACCACCAUCAAUCAUUUCCCACUUUCUUCCUUGCAGCAUCAUCAUUCAUCAACCUGUUUAUUACUUUAAUAGCUUGGGGAAAAGUUAAAGCAGGUGAUACAACACAGUUUCUUGCGUGCUUUGCUUAGCUUUACUCCAUUGUUGCUUACCUUCUUUCCUAAGUCACCAUUUCCAUUUUCCCGGAAAAUCUUCUUUCCUUUCUCUCGAACAUUUGCUAUAAGAAGAAAAGAGGAGUCGUCUGCGUCACUUCAAUUUCACGCUCUUCUCCCUUCUUCCUUUCUUUUCCCAGAAGCCCAUACUCGCAUUUAUAUAUAGAGACACACAUCGAUCUCGAAAAUGCUGCAAGAAGUCUCGGCGGUGGUGGCGGUCGGGAUCCUGACAUGGAUGUUCCAGGCUUGCCUCCGGCCGCCUGCUCCCAAGAUUUGCGGCAAGGCCGGCGGGCCGCCGGUGACGGCUCCCCGGGUUAAGCUCCGCGACGGCCGGUACCUGGCCUACAAGGAGCACGGGGUCCCCAAAGAGAUCGCAAAGUUCAAGGUCGUCUUCAUCCAUGGAUUCACCUCCAGCCGCCUCGAUCCCAUGAUCGUCUCCAACCUAACUCCGGAAGCGAUAGAGGAGCUGGGAGUGUAUGUGCUGACCUUUGACCGGCCGGGUUACGGGGAAAGCGACCCGGACCCGACCCGGACGCCCAAGAGCUUGGCUCUGGACAUUGAAGAGCUGGCGGAUCAAUUGGGUGUCGGCCCGAAGUUCUAUGUGAUGGGCAAAUCGAUGGGCGGGCAGGUCGUUUGGGGCUGCCUCAAGUACAUCCCUCACCGGCUGGCCGGAGCGGCGUUGGUGGCGCCGGUUAUCAACCACUGGUGGCCGAGCUUCCCGGCGGAGCUGUCGAAGAAGGCGUUCAAUUCGCAGCUGGCGCAGGACCAGUGGGCGCUGAGGGUGGCUCACUACGCGCCCUGGCUCACCUACUGGUGGAACACCCAGAAGCUCUUCCCUACCUCAGGCGUCAUUGCCAGAAAGCGCGAGACCCUUUCUGCUCAGGAUGUCGAGCUCGUCUCCAAGCACAGAGUGGAACCCGAACUCAAGAACGUGGCGACGCAGCAGGGAGUGUACGAGUCGCUGCACAGGGACCUGAUGAUCGGGUUCGGGAAGUGGGAAUUCGACCCGAUGGAGAUCGAGAAUCCCUUCCCGAACAAUGAAGGCUCUGUUCAUCUGUGGCAGGGGGAUGAGGACAUGAAGGUGCCAAUUGAGCUGCAGCGCUACAUUGCCAAGAAGCUGCCGUGGAUUAAGUACCAUGAGCUGCCUGGCGGAGGGCAUAUCCUCCAUUUCGUUCCUGGGUUGAUUGAAGGUGUUCUCAGAGAUCUUUUUGCUGAACCCAACCAGAACUAGAUUUAUGUACAUCGCUAGAUGUAUAUAGCUAGCUCAUAUAUAUAUAUGUAGCAGCUAGUUUAAGCAUGUUAUGUGUUCUGUACAAGAAGAACAGGUGGAAGUGGAAAUUUUCACUGAUGAAAAAAAGUGGAUAUCUGCCAUUUUGUUUAUGAUACAAGCAAUCGAACAGGACACAAGAUAUUAGGUAUUAUGUAUUUGUAUGAAGGAGAAUGACUUGUAUUUGUAGUAAUUGGUCGAUUUAAGGUCUCGUAUUUUGUUGGGUUAAAGGUAUUUUUUAUUUAUUUUUGUAUCGCAAAAAAUUAUCAGCUCACAUGUAACAUUCUUGUCACAGAGAAAUUUUUCUAUAACUAAAAAGAAUCUCCAGACUGGAGUUUGAGCUCUUAACAAUGAAUCUUGGUGAAUGAUUACGUUUACAACUCUGUGUAGUUGCUCUUGGAUUGGAUACAUAGGUAAUAGUAGAUUAAUACGUAUUAAUCUUGACUCUAUUACUCCUGAUUUUUCUGUACACAAACAUAACAAUUGUAUCGUAAUUAUUGGAAAUGACAAUUAAUAACCUACAAAAAUUCCAUAUCCAUGUUAAUGAUACUCUUCUUCUUUUUCUUUUUUUUUUUUUAGAAAUGUUAAUUAAAUACUCCCCUUUACCUUUUAUGCGCAACCAAAAUUAUGGUUUCCUAGAAAAGUUUGAAGCCUCAAUGUAUCCAAUUGUCUCAAAGGAAGGCUCGAGUAUGAUUUCCUAUCAACCAGUAUUAAACUUAAAAUACUUAA